Molecule: messenger RNA, 1108 nt
Organism: Hemiscyllium ocellatum (epaulette shark)
Lineage: Eukaryota; Metazoa; Chordata; Chondrichthyes; Orectolobiformes; Hemiscylliidae
Product: cytosolic 5'-nucleotidase 3-like
Exons: 9
Coding region: 83-979 (298 amino acids)
Cellular component (GO): cytoplasm
Molecular function (GO): 5'-nucleotidase activity; magnesium ion binding
Source: RefSeq, a predicted model, not a curated record
AGAGGCGGAGCCUGAGCCUGAGGCCCAGAGUCGGCGUUUCCAAACGACAGCCCGAGGCCUGGAGUCCGGGAGCCGGCUCGACAUGAUACCAGAAUUACAAAAAAGCACCGUCCAUAUCCAGGAACCAGAGCGUGUGGAAAGAAUUAUUUCCGCCCUCUGUGAUGGGGGAGCCUCCAAACUUCAGGUUAUUACAGAUUUUGAUAUGACUUUAACUCGAUUUGCCAAGACCACCAAAAAAAGGGUAACCUGUUACAGUAUUAUUCAGGACAGCACAUUAAUUAGCGAUGAAUGCAAGAUAAAGAUGAACGAACUUCUCAACUUCUACUAUCCCAUUGAGAUUGACCACUCACGCAGCAUCGAAGAGAAGUUUCCCCUGAUGAUCGAGUGGUGGACGAAAGUUCAUGAGCUCCUCGUGGAGCAGAAGAUUGAAAAGAGCAAACUGGCCAAAACUGUGAAGGAAUCAGGUGCUGAGCUGAGGGAUGGAUUCGGGAUUUUCUUCGAUGAACUUCACAAACACGGUGUUCCUGUCUUGAUAUUUUCAGCUGGUGUAGGUGAUGUUCUGGAGGAAAUCAUUCGGCAGUUUGAUGUCUAUCACCAAAACGUCACGGUGGUGUCAAACUUCAUGGACUUUGAUGAGAAUGGGUUUCUGAAAGGAUUUAAAGGUGAAAUAAUCCAUGUUUACAACAAGAGUGAGGGGGCCCUGCACAACACCAAACACUUACAGCAGCUGAGAAGCCACAGCAACGUCAUUCUCCUGGGAGAUUCACUGGGGGAUCCCAACAUGGCCGACGGAGUCCAAAACCAGGAGAAUAUCCUGAAAAUUGGAUUCCUGAACGAUAAGGUUGAUCAGCUCCUGAACAAAUACCUGGCUUUGUAUGACAUAGUUCUCGUGAAUGAUGAAACAUUGGAUGUUGCGAAUGGAAUCUUGAAACAUGUUCUCAAUCCCAAUCAUUUGUUAAAUUGCCGACGGGACAGUUAGUCUGCAAAUGUCAGAAUUACCUCUGUGUUUCAACUCAGGGCCAGGUUUGGAAGACUGUCAGCAAGUUUGUUUAAUGUGGUUUGUGAUGCACAAAGAGCUGAAAAUGUGUUGCUGGAAAAGCGCAACAGG